This is a messenger RNA of Helianthus annuus (common sunflower), 849 nucleotides long. RefSeq lists its product as uncharacterized. Gene Ontology annotation, molecular function: zinc ion binding; nucleic acid binding. NCBI's taxonomy places the organism in Eukaryota, Viridiplantae, Streptophyta, Magnoliopsida, Asterales, Asteraceae. The transcript has a single exon. The record is from RefSeq and is a predicted model, not a curated record. The coding region runs from base 1 to 849 and encodes 282 amino acids.
AUGAUUAGUGAAUUGCAAGUGAAGAAAAGCAAUCGGAGAUGCACGUACAAAGAGUUCAUGGCAUGUAAUCCCUUACCAUACAAAGGGGAAGUUGAUCCGAUAGCUUGCCAAAGGUGGAUUUCAAGUACCGAAGCCGUGUUCACACGAAGUAGAUGCGAAGUGGAAGAUCAAGUAAUGUUUGCCACGGGCCUUCUACAACUUCAAGCAAAAGAUUGGUGGGACGCAUACUCGAAGGAGUUGGGGGAUGAUAAAGUACAGUCGUUAACAUGGCAAGAAUUCAAGGAGUCAUUUCUGAAAUAUUACAGUCCACAAUCCGCAAUUGAUAAGAUUCAGGAAGACUUCUUACGUCUCAGACAAAAGAAUGAAACGAUUGACGAGAUAACGAACAAGUUCCUUGAGAGGGUGAAGUUCUGUGAGGAGAUAGCGGGGACUGAGAGGCAAAGGAUUAUACGUUACCAUGCUAUGUUAAAGGCUGAAUAUCGGGAAUUUGUAAAUCCCUCCAAGUGUGCGACGUUAAAUGAAUUAAUUGAAUGGGCAAGAGAUAGAGAAAUUGAGAUAAAAAGACAGGUUGAACGGGGAGAGAAAAGGGUAGCGGAGAAGCCUACCAACGCUAGUCCAUCGAAAAAGGCAAGAUAUCAAGACCAAAGCAAAAAGGGGAAAACAAGUAGUGAAAUUCUGACUUGCAAGACGUGUGGGAAGCAUCAUUCGGGUGAAUGUUUGUCGGGAAAGAAGGGAUGCUACAAAUGUGGACGAGAGGGACAUCCGUUUUAUAGGUGCCCCGAAAACCCAAAGGCGUGUUAUAAUUGCAAUGAAACGGGGCACAUUAAAGCGGAAUGUCCGAAACUCUAA